GUUCCCCAGGAGGGUCGUCUUACCUUUUGUACGUCUACUGCCUCUUGAUGAUCCACCGCCUCACUGACACCAACCAGGCUACACAGCAGCAGAAGGCCGCCCUCAGGGAAGACAUUCCUCGGUCGAGUGGGCGUGGUGCGGGCGGGGUGCUCCUCCUCCCCACCCACCCUGACGAAGCUACAACAGCACGCCCGCGACGCCACCCACGUCAGCACCAACCUUGCAGCCUACUACCACAACCUGCACCUCAAAGCAGCCCUCAAGAAUAUUAUUUACCUGCCAAAGUACAACCUCUCAUGGUGCCUUGUUGCCAAGGUGGCCUCCACCUCCUGGACCAAGGCACUGCUUGACCUCCGAGGCAUCAUAGGUGACGAGUACAGUGACCCGCCGCUGCAAGUGGUCCUCAGACAAGCUUUCAGGCCUGUGGAUCCCUCGCGAGUUAAUCACACCAUUAACACCUCCCUUAAGUUUCUCUUCGUGAGGCACCCGUUCCAGCGCCUUGUCUCCGCCUACAGGAAUAAGCUAGAGGACUCCAACCUUCAGGAGGAUGGUGCUUACUUCUAUAAGAACUAUGGAAGUAGCAUCGUGCAGAGGUUUAGGAAGAGCAGAGAAUCCGUGAAGGCGGAAAAAACUGCAGAAGUUAGAAGGAACAACACAGAUGAGAAAAAUAGUCUUCGGGAUGUACACGAGAAUAAUGAGAUAAAAACUAGACACAGAGUUACAAGUGAUCGGAGGAAACAGGAGAAUGACGGCGAAGGACGAAAGAUGAAUGAUAAUUUCCCCGAAAGAGAGAGGGAAAAGGAGGAGGAUGAAUAUACUGAGUUCAGAAAGGAACCCACCUUCGAGGAGUACGUAGACUACCUCCUCAACACGGACGUCGACAGCUACGACGAACACUGGAAACCCAUCUCGCGUCUGUGCCACGUUUGCGAGUUCAACUUCGACUACAUCAUCAAGUACGAGAACUUCAAGGAGGAGAUCAACUACUUCGUGGAGAUGCUGAAGGAGAGUGGGAGGCUGCCCACCAAGUUCCACCUUCAGUGGAAGAACCGAGGUGGGACGGACAGGGAGACAACGACCAAAUACUUGAGCCAGGUGAGCCAACACAAGCGGUGGCUACUGUAUGAGAAGUAUUACGAAGACUUCUUGUAUUUUGGCUACACGUUAGAAGAUCAUGUGCGACUAUGAUUUCUACACUGCACUGUAUAUACAAGUAUAACUUUGAAAAUUAUAUAAUUGUGCUCAUGUGAUUAAACGUUUUAUUUUUUUUAAAGUGUUUAUAUAGUUACCUGUUUAGGAUUGUUAUUCACGGGGCCUUGACACGUGACGUUUACCCUAUUCAGUUUUGUUUU
Cherax quadricarinatus is the source of this 1352-nucleotide messenger RNA. RefSeq names its product carbohydrate sulfotransferase 11. NCBI's taxonomy places the organism in Eukaryota, Metazoa, Arthropoda, Malacostraca, Decapoda, Parastacidae. The record is from RefSeq and is a predicted model, not a curated record. Gene Ontology annotation, cellular component: membrane. Gene Ontology annotation, molecular function: sulfotransferase activity. Gene Ontology annotation, biological process: carbohydrate biosynthetic process.